Molecule: messenger RNA, 1467 nt
Organism: Acanthisitta chloris (rifleman)
Lineage: Eukaryota; Metazoa; Chordata; Aves; Passeriformes; Acanthisittidae
Gene: TRIM7
Product: tripartite motif containing 7
Exons: 7
Coding region: 28-1467 (479 amino acids)
Molecular function (GO): protein binding; zinc ion binding
Source: RefSeq, a predicted model, not a curated record
UCAGUCCCUGCCCACAGGAGAGAAGCCAUGGCUGCUGUGUUCCUGCCUGGAAACCUUCAGGAUGAAGCCACCUGCUCCGUCUGCCUGGAAUUCUUCAAGGACCCUGUGUCCAUCGAGUGUGGCCACAACUUCUGCCGCUCCUGCAUCGUGAAGAGCUGGAAAGACUUGGAGAUGGAUUUCCCCUGCCCACAAUGCAGGGAAGUUUUCCAACAGAAGAGCUUCCGACCCAACCGGCAGUUGGCAAACAUGUCGGAGAUCAUCAGCCAGUUCACCCAACGCGGGGCCAAAGGGGUUGAGGAGGACCAGGAUGGACUUUGUGCCAAGCACCGUGAAGCUCUCAAGCUCUACUGCAAGGACGACCGGAGAACCAUCUGCGUGGUGUGUGACAGGUCCCGCGAGCACCGACCCCACGCCGUGGUGCCUGUGGAUGAAGCUUCUGAGGAGUACAAGGAGAAAAUCCAGGGCCGCUUGGAUUUCCUGAAGAAGGAGAGGCAAGAGCUGCUGGAGUUCAAAGUGAACGAUGAUAAGAAGACCCAGGAGCUCCUGAAAAUCAUCGAGACCGAGCGGCAGAAGCUUCUCUCGGAGUUCGAGCGGCUACGGCAGUUCCUCCACGACCAGGAGAACAUCCUGCUGGGGCAGCUGGAAAAGAUGGAGAAGAACAUUGCCAAGAGGCAGAACGACAACAUCACCGACCUCUCCAAGGAGAUCACGCUCCUCAACAAACUCAUCACUGAGCUGGAGGAGAAAAUCCAGCAGCCCAUGCUGGAGUUCCUCAAGGAUGUGAUGAGCAUCAUAAGCAGAAGUGAUGAUGUGAAGUGCCAGAAACCUGUGCCUGUCUGCACGGACAUGAAAAUGCAUGUCUGCAACUUCUCCCUCAAGACUGUCAUCCUGGAGAAAGUCCUCAAGAAGUUCAGAGAGCAUCUACAAGACGAACUGGGAAGAGGUGAAAAAGAGGACCUGACCUUGGACCCCGACUCGGCCAACCACCUCCUGAUCCUGUCCGCAGACCUCAAGAGCGUCAGGAUGGGCUGUAGGAAGCAGGAACUGCCCGACAACCCCAAGCGCUUCGACACCAACUCGCGGGUCUUGGCCACCACGGGCUUCAAGUCGGGGAGACACUACUGGGAGGUGGAGGUGGGACCUUCUGACGGUUGGGCCUUCGGCGUGGCCAAGGAGUCCAUCCGGAGGAAGGGCCUGACGCAGUUCUCACCCGAGGAAGGGAUCUGGGCCGUGCAGCAGAACGGGGGCAGGUACUGGGCCGUCACCUCGCCCCAGCGCACGCCCCUGAGCCUCAGCCAGAAGCUCAGUAGGGUCAGGGUCUACCUGGAUUAUGAAGGAGAAGAAGUUUCCUUCUACAACGCCGACAACAUGCAGCACAUCUUCACCUUCAACGUUGCCUUCCAGGAGAAGGUGUUUCCCCUCUUUUCUGUCUGUUCCACUGUCACCUACAUCAAACUGUGCCCCUGA